This is a messenger RNA of Oncorhynchus masou masou (cherry salmon), 2162 nucleotides long. Its product is annotated as growth/differentiation factor 10-like. The transcript is spliced from 3 exons. NCBI's taxonomy places the organism in Eukaryota, Metazoa, Chordata, Actinopteri, Salmoniformes, Salmonidae. Gene Ontology annotation, cellular component: extracellular region. Gene Ontology annotation, molecular function: cytokine activity; growth factor activity. Bases 216 to 1532 code for a protein of 438 amino acids. Gene Ontology annotation, biological process: positive regulation of osteoblast differentiation. The record is from RefSeq and is a predicted model, not a curated record.
UGGAGCUAUAAGCUGUGAAGUGUGCCUGUCAUACGAUUUACCUUUUUUAAACACUUAACGCCAAUCUACAUAUGAGUAAAAGGAUAACACUAGUCAAGCGCAUCCUGGAAUUGCACUGCAGAUCAAACUGUGGACGGCUUUUCUCACAUUUUGUCACAUUCAAAUACUAAAGAAAGACCUAACUUGAUGGAAUAACGCGUUUUGAAUCGAAAAAUAUGGCAAAGAUAUUAUUACAUCUGGUGCAUUUGUUAUUAUUUUUAAAUUCCAGUAUCGGGGAAGUUUCAUCCGUGGAGCCAUCCGACAUGACGCAGCACGACAGCAAUAUCGAACAGGCUACGGAUCACUCUUCCGCGCGCCAAACCGCAUCGCGGGACAUGGUCUCAAUCAAUAUGUUCAAACUCUAUGAAAAGUACAGUAAGGAGCCUCACCGUUAUCGAGACGGAAAUACCGUGAGAAGUUUUAAAGCUAUUCCAAGAGUCUCCGCGAACAGCGUGUGGUUCCAUUUCAACCUGUCGACCCUCCAGGAGUCGGAGGUCAUCCUGUCCGCCACAUUCCACUUCCUGGACCAGCGUCCCCGCCACCGGCCCUGGAUCUGCCGGCGCUCCCGAAAUGCUUCCUGCCGCCUCCAGCAUCUUCCCCCGUCCCAGCUCCUCUUCCGAGGAACAUCCCCGAACUCUGCCUUUGCCUCCCCACUGGGCAACAUCACCCUGCCCCCUCCCAGGAGAGGGUCCUGGCAGACAAGGGAAGUCUCCGGUGUCGUCAAAGAGGCCCACGUCCUGGGAGAGCUCCUCAUCUCAGCAGAGUUUGACUUUGGGGUGAGGCCCCAGAGGAACCAGGAGCACCUCUCUCCAGUCAGCCUACCAUACGUCCUGGUGUAUGCCAACGACGUGUCCAUAUCUGAGCCCAACAGCGUGGCCAUGACCUUGCAGAGGUACGGGCCUUUCCCUUCAGGCGAGGAGCCCACCCGGUCCCCCAAUGCAUCUCCUCCAGCCUCCAGGCUGAAAAGAGAAGCAGUGUCCCCCCUGGACCAAAUACAGAACAAUAACCUGCCUGAAGUCCAGUUUCACACCCUGAAGAACCAUGAACUAUGGGAGAGCACUUAUUUUGCUCCCAAGAUUAAGCCCUCGAUGAAACAUGGGCGAAAGCAAGGCCAGGUGCUGAGCUUUGAUGAGAGGACCAUGAAGAAGGCUCGCAGGAGACAGUGGAGUGAGCCCAGGGUCUGUGCCCGACGCUACCUGAGAGUGGACUUUGCAGACAUCGGCUGGAGCGAGUGGGUGUUAGCCCCGAAAGCCUUUGAUGCCUACUACUGUGCAGGCACCUGCAGAUUUCCUAUUCCAAAGGUUCUCCGGCCCUCGAACCACGCCACCAUCCAGAGCAUUGUGAGGGCGGUGGGAAUCGUUCCCGGCAUUCCGGAGCCCUGCUGUGUUCCGGACAGGAUGAGCUCUCUGAGUGUUCUCUUCCUGGACCCCAGCCGGAACAUGGUGCUGAAGGUUUACCCCAACAUGUCUGUGGAGACCUGUGGCUGCCGGUAGAACCACCCGGGAAAGAGCCUCAAUGCAUAAAUGCAUAAAAAAGAAGACAAUGAAUCAGACAGAGUGGAGCAGGAGAGACAUUCAGUCAAUAGAGUACAAAAAGAAAUACAUCUUUGGAUGAGACUACAAUGGAUGAACUCACCAUGGAGGGAGAUAUGGAUUAUAGAUAAGUGUUUAACGGGUGGUGGGAUGCAGAGAACACUAUGUCUGACCCUCCGGUGAGUGUGAUUCACACAGGAUUUCCUCUGUCAUUCAGCAGCUCGACUGUAGGUGAUUUGGGGACUGUUUGACUAACUGUCAGUUCCAAGCCUUCAGCCAUCCAGAGCUGGCUCUUGAUCUAUACCCAGACUCCAGAGUAACUCAAAUACUGGACCCUAUUGCCAUAUACUGCACUUAGACUAUUGGACUCAAGUCUUCCUACGGCACCAGACUCAAAAGCUCAACCUCUGUAAAUAAUAUUGUAACUAAUACAACUAAAUGGGACUUUUUUUUGUAAAUAAUUGAUGGAAUCCUAAACUAUGCUUUGCCUGUCGUUUAUGUAGUGUUCACUAGGUGUUUGAAAUCAUCUGCUAAGAUAAAUGGUUAAUGCAUGAGAGAUUGUACUAUUUUAAUAAAUAACCCCAUAUCGUU